AUGGCUCUUACAGGUAAAAUGGGAUCCCAUGAAAGAGCUGGUACUGCUCAAUAUGAAAGAGCGGGGUCAUACAAGAAAUCCAAAAGGCACACUAAAGACAAAAAGUUGAAUUCGAAAUUACAAAGAAUUGACAGACAGUAUAAAGAGGCCAUUCAGUCAGCAGCAGGAACUGACUUAUUAUUACAAGAAGAACAAGGGUUUUUAGAAACAGAAAAUGAUAUGGAAAAAACAUUUAAAUUUAAGCAGGACGAAAUCGCCGAUGCUGUUGAUAGCAGUACUGCCAAUAAAAAGUUUGAGCUAAAGUUGCCAGAAUUUGGACCAUACACAAUCGAUUAUUCUCGUAAUGGACGUGAUUUGUUAUUAGGAGGUAAAAAAGGGCACGUUGCCUCCAUUGAUUGGAGGAAAGGGAAAUUAGGCUGCGAAUUACAUCUCAAUGAAACAGUGCAUGCAGUGAAGUUUUUACACAAUGAUCAGUACUUUGCUGUAGCACAAAAGAAAUAUACUUUCAUUUAUGACAAUCAAGGUACAGAAUUGCAUAGACUUAAACAACACAUAGAGGCAACACUAUUAGAUUUUUUACCCUAUCAUUUUCUUUUGGUUACUGCUGGUCACACAGGGUUCUUGAAAUACCAUGAUGUAUCAACUGGUCAAUUAGUAAGUGAACUCAGAACGAAAUUGGGUCCGACUCAGGCGAUGAAACACAAUCCAUGGAAUGCAGUUACGUGUUUGGGACACGGUAACGGAACUGUAAGCAUGUGGGCCCCAAACAUGCCCGAACCAUUGGUCAAGUUACAAGUUGCAAGGGGACCUAUCCGAGAUUUGGCGAUUGACAGAGAAGGGAAGUAUAUGGCAGUUGCAGCAGCAGACAAAACAUUGAAGAUUUGGGAUAUAAGAAAAUUCAAAGAGGUUGAUAACUAUUACACACAAACACCGGCAUCAAGCUUAGACAUAUCUGACACGGGCUUACUCUCAGUUGGGUGGGGUCCUCAUGUUACCAUCUGGAAAGAUAUUUUAAAAGGAAAACACCAAUCCGAGCCAUACAUGAAUCAUUUGAUACCCGGUUCAAAAAUUGAAAAGACAAAAUUUGUGCCAUUUGAAGAUAUAUUAGGUGUUGGUCAUGAAGAAGGGUUCAAUUCUAUUAUAGUUCCAGGAUCGGGUGAAGCCAAUUACGAUGCUCUUGAAUUGAAUCCUUACGAAUCAGUGAAACAAAGACAACAACAAGAAGUCAGAUCAUUACUUGAUAAAUUGCCAGCAGACGCAAUUGCUCUUGAUCCAAAUGUUAUCGGUACUGUUGACAAACGUGCUAGUACUGUGAGAUUGAAACCGGGUGAAAUCACCGAAUUAACAGAUACGGCACAGCAAUCUAAAGACAAGAUGGAGAUUAAAGCAGAAGUAAAAGGAAAAAAUUCUGCAUUGAGAAGACAUAUGAGAAAAAAGACUCAAAACGUGAUAGAUCAAAGGAAGCUAAGAAUCGAAAAGAAUUUAAAGAUGGAAAAGGAAGCUAGACAGAGAAGGCGUAACUUGGAACAAGGAAUACCCGAGGAGAAAGAUCUCUUGGGUCCGGCUUUAGCUAGAUUCAAAUAG
Molecule: messenger RNA, 1584 nt
Organism: Candida dubliniensis CD36
Lineage: Eukaryota; Fungi; Ascomycota; Pichiomycetes; Serinales; Debaryomycetaceae
Exons: 1
Coding region: 1-1584 (527 amino acids)
Biological process (GO): maturation of SSU-rRNA from tricistronic rRNA transcript (SSU-rRNA, 5.8S rRNA, LSU-rRNA)
Cellular component (GO): nucleolus; 90S preribosome; small-subunit processome
Molecular function (GO): protein binding
Source: RefSeq, a predicted model, not a curated record